CUCAGGUGAACGCUUCUCCACUCUCUAAAAUGCUGAUGAGCUCUCUUGGAUUUCCAAAGUUUUCAUCCCAAACACCUGCAUCCUUUUAGGAGGAUUCAGGGGAAACAGACGCCCGCCGGUCAAGGUUCUUCCUGGAGAUAUUAAGAUGAGCACGGACACAGUGGAGCAGUCGGAGGCUCCGGGUGAGCAGGCAGAGCGAAACGGAAUCGACUUCAGUCGACAAAUAAAGACGGAGGACGUCCACGACUCGCCUCACUCAGUCACCACGCUGAAGACAUGUCACCUGACGCAGAGCCCUCCGCUGCACGGGGGUCAGCUGACCGGGGAGCUCACGUCCCUCCACCCCAUGCAGCAGCUGGUCCUGAUGCCUCCGUCCCACCUGACGUCCCCCUCCUCCUUCCUGCUCUCCCAGAGCCCCUCCAGCCACCAGGCCCUCCUGCAGCAGAACCUGCUGUCUCUGCCCAGCCAGACUCAGACCAGCCUGCUUCCCCAUCAGCCUGGCCUGGCUCUGACGCCCCAGGCCAUGAGCCGCUCGGGUCUGGCGGGACCUUCGAUGGAGACGCACAUGGACAUGUCCCACCUGCAGAUGCCCAAACACAUGUCGGUGCAGCCGCAGGACGAGCCCAGCGACCUGGAGGAGCUGGAGCAGUUCGCCAAGGCCUUCAAACAAAGACGCAUCAAGCUGGGCUUCACCCAGGGAGACGUGGGGCUCGCCAUGGGGAAACUGUACGGGAACGACUUCAGCCAAACGACCAUCUCUCGGUUUGAGGCGCUGAACCUCAGCUUUAAGAACAUGUGCAAACUCAAGCCUCUGCUGGAGAAAUGGCUCAGCGACGCAGAAAACUCGCCGGCUGACUCCAUGACAAACUCAACUUCUCUGCCGCCGCUGCUGGAAGGAUACGGACGCAAACGGAAAAAGAGGACGAGCAUUGAAACAAACAUCAAGCUCACCCUGGAGAAACGAUUCCUCGAUAACCCGAAGCCGAACUCGGAGGAGAUCAGCCUGAUCUCGGAGCAGCUGUCCAUGGAGAAGGAGGUGGUCCGGGUCUGGUUCUGCAACCGGCGCCAGAAGGAGAAGAGGAUCUUCUGCCCCGUGGCUGGAAUGCCCGUCAAACCUCACAGCUACAACAACAGAAUGCCUUCAGCCUCCAGGUCAUACAGUCCUCUGGCCUCAGGUGGAGUUUCGUCCAGUUCGUCCCCAAACAGCGUGAGCCGUGAAGCGUCUCCCAACAGCCUGUCGGCGGCCUCGGCGCCGCUCACGCCUCAGGUCAACCCGGCGACCUACAGCUCUGCGGGGCCCUGGUACCGCUGGAAUUCCGCGGCGUAUCAUCACUGAUCGACCAGAACUGUUGGCCCGUUCAGUUUGAGGAGACGCGGCGUUGAGAUCCAUCCCCAAUGGGGGUCGAACUACAGACCAGGGAGGGAGCCAGAAGGGGGCAGAGAACUGCCGCACGCUUCCAACGCCUCCUGACUGUUUAUUCUGCUGCAAACACUCAAACACCAACACCCUCAGGUUUAACCUUCGACCAUUAGCGGACCGUUGAAGGACUCAGGCUCAGUUCGGUCAUUUUGAUGAUUUUUAGCUGCGAUUCUUUGUAUUUAUGUUCAUAUUAAAGUGACGUAUUGACGCCUGUUUGCUUUGAGCUUUGCUAUUUUCCACACAGAAUUUGUAGAUAUCUGUUUUUCUGAGCUUCUGUUGGUCCAGUUUCCUGCUUCUCUUCACUUCACUUCCUGCUUUAAUUCAUGGAAAUGUUUAGCUGUGAUUAAUAAAAAAAAAAUUAUUUCUUUUUUUCACUUUACAGCAGGUACCUUUUGGAAUAAAAAGUAAAAUUGUGCUUUUAAUGAAAGUCAUUGAAUCCUUUGUCUUUGCUCUGUCUGGGAGUUGAUGUAACAAGCAACACUGCCCCCUGCUGGUGUGGAGUUCUACACACGGUCCCUUUAAAAGUCCCUUUUUUUCCUUUUAACCACAAUUUCAGUGUUUUUCAUUCCUUCUAAGAGUUCUGAAUCCAUGAAUUCCCACUGUAGAGUAGAAAUUACUAUUAAAUUAUUAAAAUUAAUUUUUACUAAAGUUAUUCUGAUCUGACUCCAUGCAGUGUGAUGUUAGAACAGUUUUAAAGCUGUCUUUAAAUAGUAAUUAGUUGUUUAUUUCGACUGUUUCAAUACACAAAACUCCAGAUUAGUUCUGAGUGUGGCUCUAAAGUUUGUUUUAAUUGAUGUAUUUAUUUUUUUAUCAGAAUCAAGCUGGUGUCUGAAACUGCCUCCUGGUCACUUGUAAAAAAACAAAUAAAAGGAGAAAAAUCCCAGUUC
This is a messenger RNA of Salarias fasciatus (jewelled blenny), 2307 nucleotides long. RefSeq names its product POU class 2 homeobox 3 (gene pou2f3). The coding region runs from base 146 to 1336 and encodes 396 amino acids. The record is from RefSeq and is a predicted model, not a curated record. NCBI's taxonomy places the organism in Eukaryota, Metazoa, Chordata, Actinopteri, Blenniiformes, Blenniidae. The transcript is spliced from 13 exons. Gene Ontology annotation, biological process: regulation of transcription by RNA polymerase II. Gene Ontology annotation, cellular component: nucleus. Gene Ontology annotation, molecular function: RNA polymerase II cis-regulatory region sequence-specific DNA binding; DNA-binding transcription factor activity, RNA polymerase II-specific.